Molecule: messenger RNA, 1634 nt
Organism: Poecilia latipinna (sailfin molly)
Lineage: Eukaryota; Metazoa; Chordata; Actinopteri; Cyprinodontiformes; Poeciliidae
Exons: 3
Coding region: 438-1202 (254 amino acids)
Molecular function (GO): sequence-specific DNA binding
Source: RefSeq, a predicted model, not a curated record
CUUUCAUAAAACGUGAUUUCUAAUUCAUGACACUAGCUGGGUUUUCCUUCAUUGUUUAAAGAGAUCAUUCUGAUAAUAAAUGUGACACGCUUGUUUUUGCUAUUGUGGCUCUCAUGCAGUGUAGAUUUAGGCUUAUUAAAUUAUUUCAGAUUUCAUUUGUCGUUAGAAAUGUAUUUCAAGUAUUUCUAAUCACCUUUUAUCUUCCCAAUGAUUAUAUUACCUUUUCUCCUGCCUGGAGGAUCGCACAUGCAAACUGGGUGAACGCAUCAUAGCGACGAGGGACAGCAGUGCUGUACUUAUCCUCCAAUCCAGUUGGUGGCGGUAAUGAAGAGAAAGUACACAAACCUCGCAUGUGUCAUUGAUCGGAGUGUUUACUGGGAUUCUUCCCACCUGGUUUUUCUCUCAAUUCGCGUGUUUUUAAGUGAUUUAUUCCUUCAAUGGUGUGCAUCUGCGUCGUCCAGGGCUGCGGGAAACGACCUGAGCCGUACGUGAGAAACCUGCAUGGAUUCCCGAAUAACUUGGAGACGAUAAAAGCCUGGAAUGAGUUCGUGAGGAGGACCAGACCGACUUGGAAUGGCAACACUCCUUCAUCGAGGAUCUGUAACGAGCAUUUCCAGCCAGAUUGUUAUACAAACCACAUGGCCUGGUCGAUGAAAUGGGUUAGGAAGCUGGAUCUGAUAGAUGACUUUCAGGUGCCAACAAUAUAUCCUGUAGUGGUUAAGAAAAGUCCUGUAUUACUUGCCAAAGAGGAUGACCGUAAAACGGGCAGAAAGAUCAGCCCGACCCCACCGGGCAGUUCCACCAUGCUUGCAUCAGUAGAAAUAAAAAAAGAGGAGGAUGAGGAUGAAUCAUACUGUUCAGGAGCCACAAUGACACCUCUUAUUCAGGACUGUCAUGUAAAGACAGAGUACCAGGUGAUGUACUUUGUAAGACAUGUGGCGUCCCAGACCGACCCUCCGUCCAUUUCCACAAACACACGAUCAGUCGGCACACAGCUGACCAGGAUACCCCGACAAAUUAAAGUUCAAACUACAGGCUCACAGGUGAUGUUUAAUAGUCAACAUCAUAUUAUCUGCACAGACCCCUUAAAGUCACCACGGCUGCUCCUACAACCAACUCUGGUAAAAAGACGAUCCAAGAGACUUCGACUUGGACUGGAAUAUGAGGAGGAAGCUGUUCAGGACAAGACCAGCUCAACGUGAACCUGUGGACCGUUCUGGUGCAGCAGACGCAUCUCUUGGACCAGAAAACAAAAAAAGCAGAUGUCUAUGUAGCUUUUGUCUUUGGUGCAGGGAAAAUAUUUAUCGAGCACCUUGUCAAAAAUGACAUAAAGCUGUAAGUUUUAUGCCGCAGCUAGAAACUGUGCAGUGUUGGCUGGGAUAGAAAGCUCAGUUCUACAUCAAUAUCUCUUAGCAAUCUGCAUUAUGCUGUAUUUUGUGGCCUAAUUUUAUUACAAUAUUACAUUAAUAGGAAAAAAAAAGAAUGGCUAUGCCUCCAUCCAUUAAUUAAACCUGCUUGUCCUCAUUGUCCAUUAGAGACAGGCUAAUGGACCUGUUUGCACCCAGUACAAACUAGGUGUUGCACUGAACAUUUGCCAGUCAAGAAUAUUGCCAGUAAAAAUCCAAUUCUGAAAA